UUCAAGCUCAACUCCCUCUCAAACACAAUUAGAGACUAUGUCUGCAAGACCUAUCUCCAAAUUGAAAGCCCAGCUAAAAAAACAGAAGUUUGAGAAUGGGCAGUUGGGUUUGAAACAAAGUGAGUUGGAACUGUACUUGAGUGAGGCCAUAAUUGAAGAGGAUACAGAUUUUGACAUCUUAAGGUGGUGGAAGUUAAAUAGUGAGAGGUUUCCUAUCCUCUCAAAAAUGGCUAGAGAUAUUCUUGUUGUUCCAAUCUCUACUGUUGCUUCUGAGUCCACUUUUAGUACUAGUGGUAGAGUGUUGGACUGUUUCAGAAGUUCAUUAAGUCCAAAAAUUGUGGAAGCUUUAAUCUGUACUCAAGAUUGGCUAAGAAAUCAAAGCCACCCUAUCUCAGUUGAAGAAAAUAUAGAUGAAGUGCAAAGGCUGGAAACAGAAUUAAUUGAUGGUAGUGUUACUGGUGGUCCUGAUGGCUAUGUUGGUGGAUCUUUGCAGGAUCUUAUUGCAGUAAAAAUACUGCUUUUUUUACUUAUUUAUUGUUGAGCAUUAUAUAUGACUGAUUUUGUUGGCAGAUUUGAUUGUGAAUCACUGAAUUGUACAUGAAUGAUGGAAGCAGUAAACAUAGUUAAGACUGGUAACAAAAGCUUAUUGCCCAUUUGCCCCUUGUGAAGUUAUAAUGAAUGGUAACACAAGCUUAUUCUCCUUUAAUCAUUUAAAUCAUUUCUUGAUUGAUGGGCUAAUGGCUAUGAUGAAGCUUCCACAAUAAACUGAUUUUGUAUGGGUUGGUGUUGUUUUAAGUGAUGGCUAGGUAACUAUAGUUGCCGCCAUUUACUUCAAAUCUGUAUGCCCCCAUAUAAAUUUUGAAUGUGAAAAUAAGCUACCUGAGCCUAUGCCCCUUGUGAACUGUGUAAUGGU
This is a messenger RNA of Cuscuta epithymum, 913 nucleotides long. Lineage: Eukaryota; Viridiplantae; Streptophyta; Magnoliopsida; Solanales; Convolvulaceae. The record is from the annotation of a GenBank genome assembly.